Olea europaea var. sylvestris is the source of this 1267-nucleotide messenger RNA. Its product is annotated as pre-mRNA-splicing factor syf2-like. The record is from RefSeq and is a predicted model, not a curated record. Lineage: Eukaryota; Viridiplantae; Streptophyta; Magnoliopsida; Lamiales; Oleaceae. Bases 174 to 1082 code for a protein of 302 amino acids. Gene Ontology annotation, cellular component: catalytic step 2 spliceosome; Prp19 complex; post-mRNA release spliceosomal complex. The transcript has 6 exons.
CAAGGUGUAGCCAAUUUUUCUUUAAGUCUUCAUUGAAAAAAUGGCUACGAUCACUUUUUAUUGGCCCAAGCCCUUGCUGGCGCCGUGAAAAAUCCCCAAAUUUUCUUCUUCGACUAAGAAAUCCUCUCUUUCGGUUUGCUCGCUCGAAUCACUGGGAUCACAGGAGAUAAAAUAUGGCUGAAGAAGGGAGAGUGCAUCCUGAUUGCAGAAAUGCAUCGAACCCAUAUCACGAAUGUGGUGAAUACUGCUUCAAGGUUAUUGCUGAAACAAAGAAGAAGACGAACAAAAAUGAUACGGGAAUGCAAGUUGUUAGUGAUAGUGGUGCCAUUCUGGAUCAGGAGGAAAAACAUGAAAGAGAUGGCGAGGGAGGUGAUUCUGAUGGAGAGGCUGGUACUGAUGGAGAAGAUAACACAGAAAAAGAUUUCAAGAAUCUUACUGGAAGACAAAAGAGGUUAUUUGAGUUGAGACUGAAAAUGAAUGAGGCAAGAAAAGCCAACCAGACUGCCAUGGUUUCCGAGAAGAAAAGAAUGGAACCUCCUGAAGAGUCUAGAGGAAUUUCUAAGCAAAAAUGGCUAGAGGAGAGGAAGAAGAAAAUUGGUAGACUACUUGAUGCCAAUGGUUUGGAUAUGAGCAAAGCAUAUAUGCUGGACACGCAAGAUAUGGCAGAGUCGAAGUAUAAAAAAUGGGAGAAGGAGCCUGCUCCUGGUGGUUGGGACGUUUUUAAUCAAAGGACACUGUACAAUGCAUACAAGAAAAGGACAAAGAACAUUGAGGUAGACCUUGAUGAGUACGGCAAAAUGAAAGAAUCUGAUCCAGAAUUCUACCGAGAGGCUUCAAGCCUUCAAUAUGGAAAGGCUCCAAAGAUAUCAGAAGAAAAAAUUGAGAAAAUGGUGAAGGAGCUUAAGGACAAGGAGGAGAAAGCGAGGUCCUUUAGCAGACGGAGAAAAUACCGUGAAGAAAAGGAUAUUGACUCCAUUAAUGACCGCAAUGAACAUUUCAAUAAGAAGAUUGAGCGAGCAUUUGGCAAAUACACUCUGGAGAUCAAGAACAACCUCGAGAGAGGAACUGCUUUGCCAGAUUAAGGUACAGCCAUGUUACUGUACCAUGUAAUUAUACCUUUUCAUCGGGGUAUACAACUCGUUCUUUUGUGUGUGUGUGUGUGUGUGUGUGUGUGUAAGGCACUUUUAUAUUCUGUCUGUGCUGUUGGUGUAUCCUUAUUCUUAUGGAAAUUAGGAGGAUGCAAAACUGCAUCCUUUUUUUUUUUUUU